UCCCUUUAAAAUUGUUUUUCGAGUUGCGUUUUAACUUUUUUUACAUUUGCUGAGUCGACUUUUUCGGCUAGCACAUGGAUUUUUUUUUUGCCGGAAAGUCAACUUGGCAGUUGUAAGCGCACUCUGACAAUCCAAUUGUCCGAACGGUAGUUCCCGCCUGAUUUUAGUGCUAAUAGUUAGUUGUUCGUUGCAAAAUUAGUUAAUUGUUCGUUGCCAAAUUAGUUAAUUGUUCGUAUGGUCUUCCGCGUAAAUUUCCAAAUGCAAGUGCUCUAAUGUUUUAAAUUGUAAAAAUUAUGAAAGUAAUGCAAAAAUUAGUCUUUCGCAGAAAAGUGAAAUACACCAUACAGUUGCAACCGGCAGCAGGAGAAGCCACAAUAAUUCCGACGUGUAAUGAGCCACAGGAACUGGUUUUUGAUAAGUACAAACAUAGUUAUGCCCAUAAAGGCUGCAUGUGCUUGCAAUCAGACAACAAGUGGCAAAGUGAUUACGUUGAAGUCGUAAAAAUUUACAAAACAACAAUAAAAAAGUUGAAAAGUUACAAAGGAAGUCAAUUCAUGUACAAAGCAAGAACUUGAUAAAACAAAAAGAAACAAUAAUAAAAAAGUGCAACAAAAUAAAAAAAAAUACAACGCCGCAGGCAGGAAAAGAAGUGCAACAAAUUAACGAGAAAAUUAUAACUCGAAACACACACAACAACGCGCAGUGCUGCAACAGUUGAUAUUGAGCCGACUGCAAACAAAACGUGUGUUUGCACCAGCAUGGCUUCGCUGCAGCAAUACCAACACCAGAAGCGGCCAAGCAUCACAAACUGGUUCUCCUCGCUACGCCGACAGCCGAAGAAUAAGAAAGCCGCCGCAUUGCAAACCGGCGGCGACAAGCAUUUUCAACGCAGCUGCAUCGAUCUCAGCGCCAACAGCACCUUCUAUGUGCCGCAAGUGGAGCUCGGUGAUAAGAAGGGGGGUCAAUGUUACUUGCCCAGCGCAGGCGCAUCCAUCGACAAUCUGCAGGACGAUGAAGAUGCCACAAGUGAUGACAAGCGCGCUUUGGUGAGUGGCAAACGUGUCUCGCAGCUGUGCUCACGUUGUUGCUGCAGCAGCAAGUAUGCGACGUCAUCACGUCCCGAAACGCCGCAAAUGCGGAAACGUGCCGACACAACGCCGGCGCACGUGAAAACGAAGCCAACAACACCAACUACGCCAACAACGCCAAAGCCGAAAGCCAAGUCACCGGCAAAAGAAACACCGUACUUCAGCAUGGCCAGCCACCAUAUACCCGCGCUCACCGACAAUCCCAUUUAUGAGGGCCUCACCUCGACGGCGCCCAUCACGUUGAGCAGUCAACGCACCGUGGAGAAGGAAGUACGACGCAAUGUCGAUGUGACGCGCGCGCCCUGCGACGAACCGAACACGCUGCUGCUGACGAAACGCUCGGAAUUCACGCGCUCUGUGACCACGACCAUACAGAAUACCAUGGUGAUAACGCGACCCGUCGAAUUAGUGUUGAACGAGCGCGGUGAGGUGGUGGCGCGGCGUCCACAACGUGAGCGCGUCAAACAACGCUCGAAUAGUUUGGACAACGUGCUGAAUGAGGAUGAGGAGUGCGGCGGCGAUGCUGAUACGGCGAGCGCGAAUAGCAUGCCAAUCUGCGCGUUGCGGCACGGCGCAAGUCCGCUUAAUGAUGUUGGCGGCGGCGAUUUGCGUUUUAUUGACGACAGUUCAACGUCACAAAGUGAAACGGAACGCAGCGCGCAACAACACAACAACAAGGAGAACAAUAAGCCGAGCUGCAAUGGUGACAACAAAGCGUUUGCGAAGAAUCUACAAUUAAAUUUGAAUGUGGAGGAAGUAGGCGGUGGAGGUGGCGGCGGCGGCGGCGGCAAUGGCGUUCUCAGCUGUGGUGGUGACACUAACGGCUAUGACAACAACAAUUAUCUCUGUGAUGACUGCCGGAAUGUCUUGGUGCGGAACCGCAACAAUGCGGCGCAAAAUGCUGUGAUACUGCGCAACAACAACAAGCAAAUCAAAGAUGAACUCGGUGAGGUCGUAUCGGAAAUGGAGGCGCUGGACGUGCCCGAAGAAAAUAAACAUUCCAAUAAAGAGAAACAAAUGUCAAUUGGGCGGAAAAAGUUUAAUAUGGAUCCAAAGAAAGGUAUUGAAUACUUAGUGGAAAAUCGCCUGCUUCGACACGACCCCCAAGAUGUUGCGCAUUUCCUCUACAAAGGCGAAGGUCUCAAUAAAACAGCAAUCGGUGACUACUUAGGCGAGAAGAACGACUUCAAUGAGGACGUGCUGAAAGCAUUCGUAGCGCUGCACGACUUUACGAAUCUAAUAUUGGUGCAAGCUUUAAGACAAUUCCUGUGGUCAUUUCGGCUUCCGGGUGAGGCGCAGAAAAUCGACCGUAUGAUGGAAUGUUUCGCGCAACGCUAUUGCCAACUAAAUCCGGAUAUAUUCACAAAUACCGAUACGUGUUACGUGCUAAGUUUCGCCAUUAUUAUGCUCAAUACAUCGCUGCACAACCCAUCGGUUAAGGACAAGCCCACCGUUGAGCAUUUCAUUUCAAUGAAUCGCGGCAUUAACAACGGCGGUGAUCUACCCCGCGGCCUACUAGAAUCCCUUUACGAAUCAAUACGAACGGAACCAUUUAAAAUACCACAAGACGAUGGUAAUGAUUUGAUGCAUACAUUCUUCAAUCCAGACAAGGAGGGCUGGCUGUGGAAGCAGGGUGGACGUUAUAAAUCGUGGAAGCGACGCUGGUUCAUAUUGAACGACAAUUGUCUGUACUACUUCGAGUACACAACGGAUAAAGAGCCCAGAGGCAUCAUACCACUGGAAAAUAUAUCGGUGCGUGAAAUACACGAUCGCAGCAAACCGCAUUGUUUUGAACUGUUCGCCACCGGUGGCGCUGAUAUUAUUAAAGCUUGUAAGACUGACUCCGAGGGAAAGGUUGUGGAAGGCAAACAUACGGUAUACCGCAUGUCGGCGGCAACGGAAGAGGAUCAACAAGAAUGGAUCAAACGUUUAACACAGUCGAUUAGUCAUAAUCCCUUCUACGAUAUAUUAGUACAAAGAAAAAAGAAGGCGCUUAGCAAAAGUUAGUAUCCGACGGCGGACAAGCAAGCAAUGUUGACAAUCCAAAUGAUGGAUCUCAGUGCGCCUCGCCACCGCAAGAGCGAGGAACAGAAACAGUGUCGUAGCUGUUGUCAACGUGAACGUCAACGCCGACAACACAAACGCCGUCAUCGUGUACGCGACAUGCGUCGUCGCACAAACAGCUGCAAUGUAAGGUAGAAAGUUUGCGCGUGACACGACUGUGACUGCAAUGAAUUUAAGGGAAAUUAAAGAAAAGACUGUGCUUGUGUUUGCGGCAUGAAGCCAAAGGCACUUGUGCUAAUGUAAUGUCGUCUGUUGCUGAUAACGACAAUGCAGUUAUGCAGCGGCUGCGCUGCGCAUGCGCAUACACCAUGCAGUGUCUCAGCAUAACUUGGGGGUAAAUAGUCGUAAAGCAAAGGCUGUUGUGACGCAUGUUUUUGUCAACUUCUAACCUAAAAUAUUGUGCUACAUACAGUUAUAUGUUUGUAUGUCACACGGGAAACCAGCUGUAACGUGUAAUAUUCAAACGAAAAAAGUAUGUGAACGUUGUAAUUUGUAAUUAUUAGUCUAUAAAUAGUUUAUUGAGCUUGUCGAUCAUAUGUUCGUUCUUUUAAUGUCCUAUGAAUAUUGAAUUGUAACUACUUGAUCGCGCACAAAACGCAGUUGUCUUUAUUGUUGUGAUAUAAUUUAUAAUUUAUGCUUAAAAUUUGUAUUGUAUUUAAAAAAAAGUGUUUUUUUUUUGUUAAAGCAAUUAUGGGGUGUAGAAAAAAAAAACAAUAUAAUUUCUAAUUAGUUACAUUUAAUAUUAAUGUCAAGUAAACUACUUAUGUGUAUGGCAAAAGUAUCCAAAAACUGCUUAUUAAUGUUAUUAUAGUUUAUUAGUGUGUCUGUUGUUACGCAAGUUGAUCUUUUUUGUAAACGAUACUAGAAGUUUCAGUAUUUGCCAUAAAAAGAAAGGUUGCAAUAUAAACAAGCGCUUGAUUUUCAAUUUAAAACAUGACAAAAUUAUUUUUUGCAUGAUUUUUUAAUAUUUUGCUUUAAACAAGAAAAGUUAAAACUAUGAAAAAGCGUUCUUCUAAAUAAAAAAAAAACAUAUUCAAACUGUGUCAAAAUCAUAUUUCAUGUGAUGACUUGACAUUUUGCUUUAAAUAAGUAGAGCUGAAACUAUGAAAACGUUUUAUUCUAACAAAAAAAUGUCUGCUCUACAAAAAAGCUCUUAAUAAUUUUUUUCAUAAAACCACACCUUUAAACGUUAUAUGCAGUCAAAGUUAUGCAACAAAUACACUGAGUCUUCAUACAAGUGAUUUAUGCAUUAUUCGUUACUCAUACAACAUGGUGUACUGUUUGCAUAAAAUGUACUAGCAUAACUUUAACUGCGUAUAACUUUUAAAGCAAUGCUUUUAUGAAAAAAGUUAUUAAGAGUUUUUUUGUAGCGCACUAAAUUUUGUAUUAGAAUAUCACGUCUUUAAAUUUGUGGGCUUAUUUUUUCUGGAGAUAAAAAAAUGUUUGCAAAAGCUAAAAAAUCACAUAUAAAAUAUCUGAGAGAAAUAAAAUAAUUGAAGCACGGUUUAAAUUGUAAAUAAAGCGCUUGCUUAUGAUUGGAUCCUUAUUUCUAGGACAAAAACUAAAACUUCAACGUGCGUUUACAAAAAAAUCAAAAAAUUUGGAAAAUAACGAACACCCUUUAUAUAUAGACAGAGCAACAUAUCGUGCGAAAGCUGGACUUUAACAGCUAUCUAAAGCGUAAUUAAGUUAAUUUUUAUGUAAAUCAAAGAAUUGUAAUUAAUUGUAUAGUAAAUAAGGUUUUGUUAAACACACACACACGCAUGUAUGCAUGUUUUGUAAAAACAACAAACAUAAUAAAAAUAAUGCUCAGCAAUAAAUCUAGUUGGACAUAUACACACAUACCACACUAUCGGUUGUGUAUGUGUUUAUAUAUACAUAUAAAAAUA
Bactrocera neohumeralis is the source of this 5041-nucleotide messenger RNA. RefSeq names its product cytohesin-1 (gene step). Gene Ontology annotation, molecular function: guanyl-nucleotide exchange factor activity. The transcript has 9 exons. Bases 759 to 3095 code for a protein of 778 amino acids. Gene Ontology annotation, biological process: regulation of ARF protein signal transduction. NCBI's taxonomy places the organism in Eukaryota, Metazoa, Arthropoda, Insecta, Diptera, Tephritidae. The record is from RefSeq and is a predicted model, not a curated record.